AUGGCGCCUUCUUCCAGAUCGGCCUCCCACAACCUGGGACAGGUCGUCGAAUACAUCCCUGACCGCCUCUACCUCGCCGCUUACAUCCAUCCUCCCACGGCCGACACACUCUUCCCCUACCCUGAGCCUCUGCAGUCCCCGAGGAAGAGGUCGCAACGCGCUGCUGAGGGCCCCAAGCCUGUUUCCGGCACCCCCAAGCCGGCGCCCUUCUACUUCACCGUUGACGACACCCUCCUGUACAACGCUUUCCACCACGACUUUGGCCCGCUCCACAUUGGCCAUUUGUACCGCUUUGCGCUGCACUUUCACGAUGUGCUCGGUGCCAAGGAGAACAAGGACCGGCCCAUUGUCUUCUGGAGCCGGGCUGACCCGCGCAGCCGCGCCAAUGCUGCUUGCAUGCUCGCGUGCUACAUGGUCCUCAUCCAGGGAUGGCCGCCUCACCUGGCCCUUGCGCCCAUGGCCCAGGUCGACCCUCCUCUGAUGCCCUUCCGUGACGCCGGAUACAGCCAGGCUGAUUACGGCAUCACUGUGCAGGACGUUGUCUACGGUGUCUGGAAGGCCAAGGAGGAGGGGUGCUGCGCUCUCGACAACUUUGACCUCGACGAGUACGAAAAGUACGAGAGGGUCGAGCAUGGUGACUUCAACUGGAUCUCGCCCAGCUUCCUCGCCUUCGCCUCCCCUCAACAGACCCCCAUCGCCAAGAUCCCCGAGGGGACCCCAGAGUGGGAUAAGCUGCCCACCACCAUCGCCGAGGUCGAUGCUCACGCCACGCUACCUGUGCCUUUCAAGAAUGUUCUCAAGCACUUCAGCGAAAGGGACAUCGGGCUCGUCGUCCGACUGAACUCACAACUUUACUGCCCCUCGUACUUUGAGGCGCUGGGCAUCCAGCACCUCGACAUGAUCUUUGAUGAUGGUACGUGCCCGACCAUGCCGACGGUUCGCAAAUUCAUCCGACUCGCUCAUGAGAUGAUCACCGUCAAGAAGAAGGGCAUCGCUGUCCACUGCAAGGCUGGUCUCGGAAGGACAGGCUGCUUGAUCGGUGCCUAUCUGAUCUACCGCCACGGCUUCACGGCGAAUGAGGUCAUUGCCUUUAUGCGCUUCAUGAGACCGGGCAUGGUUGUCGGGCCCCAGCAGCACUGGUUGCACAUUCACCAGGGCACAUUCCGUGAGUGGUGGAUUGAGGAGCGCGUCGAACGCAAGUUGAGGAAGGAGAUGGCGGCCGCCGCCCAUGCCACACCCAGCACACCCAUUCGUGCCAUGCAAAAGGCUUCGCUCCGUAACCCCCAGGCAACGACGCCGUCUCCCCAGCGAAGUGCCUCAAACCGUACUCCCCUCAGCGAGGUCAACGAUGAGCGCGGUAAUGUUGCCGUUCACGAGGACUACCUCCCCGCCCCUACACCAGGCCAGCCACGCAAAACCGGCCGUGCUGACCGCCACCACCCUUACUCGCGUGCCCCUUCAUACUCGGCCACACUCGAGGAGGAAGGCGGCGUCGAGCACGAGACUGAGGUCCUCUCGGUUCACAGGCGAUCCAACGCCGGCGAGUCGGAUGAGGAGAUUCACCUCCGCAUGCGUGCGCACCGCAAACCUUCCGAGUCACCAAGCCGUUCAGAGAAGAUGCGAUCCUACAGCUCGACCACAACAACCGUGUACCACAAGUACAUCGACAACGACUCUACCCACGAUGUCGAGAACAUGGGCAGCCCUGCCCGCGUCAAGGCAAUGGACCGUGAGCGCGCUAGCAGUGCGUCGGGCAUCCUGACCAAGGUCCGCAGCAGCAAGCGUGGCACCGAGUCACCUCUUCGCUCCAAGGAUGGCGUCCGCAAGACCAGCGGCCGUGUCGGCAGCAUCAGCGGCGCCCCGUCCUCAGCAACGGCGCGGAAGGUUUCCAACGGCAUCUAG
Molecule: messenger RNA, 1902 nt
Organism: Verticillium nonalfalfae
Lineage: Eukaryota; Fungi; Ascomycota; Sordariomycetes; Glomerellales; Plectosphaerellaceae
Gene: CDC14
Product: cell division control protein 14
Exons: 3
Coding region: 1-1902 (633 amino acids)
Biological process (GO): regulation of exit from mitosis; positive regulation of cytokinesis; microtubule cytoskeleton organization
Cellular component (GO): centrosome; mitotic spindle midzone; spindle pole
Molecular function (GO): protein tyrosine/serine/threonine phosphatase activity; protein serine/threonine phosphatase activity
Source: RefSeq, a predicted model, not a curated record